AUGUUGCUGUUUUGCCCGGAAUGUGGAUCGACGCUGCAGAUUGAGGAAGGCUCAAACUGCUUGCAGUUCUCAUGUAAUUGUUGCCCCUACACGCAGCCAAUAACCAAACUUAUAAAAAGUCGCCUUUAUCCGAAGUUAAAAGAUUUGGACGAAGUACUAGGUGGCCCAAGCGCCUGGGAAAACGCACAGAUUACUGACGCUAAACUGCAACACAUAAUAGCUUUUUUAUUAUUAAAGAUAAAAAGCCGCCUUUAUCCGAAGCUAAAGGAUCUGGACGAAGUACUGGGUGGUCCAAGCGCCUGGGAAAACGCACAGAUUACCGACGAGCGUUGCCCGCGUUGUUCCGGCAAUCGGGCCUAUUUCAUGCAGUUGCAAACACGCAGUGCCGACGAGCCGAUGACUGUAUUCUAUCGUUGCGCCAACUCCGAAUGUGCAUUCCGAUGGAAAGAAUAA
Gongylonema pulchrum is the source of this 453-nucleotide messenger RNA. NCBI's taxonomy places the organism in Eukaryota, Metazoa, Nematoda, Chromadorea, Rhabditida, Gongylonematidae. The record is from the annotation of a GenBank genome assembly.